Orussus abietinus is the source of this 824-nucleotide messenger RNA. RefSeq names its product probable H/ACA ribonucleoprotein complex subunit 1. The record is from RefSeq and is a predicted model, not a curated record. The transcript is spliced from 2 exons. Bases 78 to 824 code for a protein of 248 amino acids. NCBI's taxonomy places the organism in Eukaryota, Metazoa, Arthropoda, Insecta, Hymenoptera, Orussidae.
ACGGCGAAGGUGCACCGAGUCUCUCUAUAAAAGCGAGGGUACACCUCGGAGAUUCAGUGUGCUCACUGUCGACCAACAUGUACAGCACCGACAAGCUGAAAGUGAUCCUACUCUGCGGUCUGGUGACGUUGGUCAUCGCCGAGGAGCCAAAAAAAGAGGCAGCAGCAGCAGCCCCGGAGGACAAGGAGAAGUCCAAGCGAGGUCUGGAGCUUAGCCUGGGCGACCAUGGUGGUUUCGGAGGCGGCUACGGGGGCGGCUACGGCGGCGGCUACGGCGGCGGCUACGGCGGCGGCUUAGGAGGCGGCUUCGGGGGUGGCGGCGGCGGCGAUCUCAUCAGCACCGAGCACAUCCCCGCGGUGACCAUCACCAAGACCGUGCACGUCCCCCAACCAUACCCGGUGACCGUCGAGAAGCACGUGCCCUACCCCGUGAAGGUACCCGUGAAGGUGCCAGUGGAGCGACCCUACCCCGUCCACGUCCCUCAGCCCUACCCGGUGACGGUGGAGAAGCACAUUCCCUACACCGUGGAGAAACAUGUGCCCUACCCCGUCAAAGUGCCCGUCAAGGUACCCGUGAAGGUGCCCUAUGAGGUCAAGGUUCCCGUGAAGGUGCCCUACACGGUCGCCAAGCCCGUGCCCUACCCCGUGAAGGUGCCCGUCGUCGUCAAGGAGCCCUACCCGGUGGUCGUCAAGAGCCAGCACGAGGACCUGGGCGGAUACGGAGGUGGAUACGGAGGUGGAUACGGAGGUGGACACGGAGGUGGAUACGGAGGCUUCGAGGGUGGCUUCGAGCUGGGAGGAUUCGGUGGCUACGGCCAUCACUGA